GUUGGUUUCGCAGUUUGCUUAAUACUACAAGGUGGGGCUCUGUACACCAUGAAUUCUAUGGCACGGUGUCGCCGUAACGAGAAGGGUCAAGUUGUGGAUGCUGGACUAGAUCUAAAUCAACCUGAAGCUUUUGGAGAGUAUUGCAAAGAUGUUAUAAUUCUUUCCUCGUUUGUACUAAUCUUAUCUUUGCUUUGGUCGCCGUUCUUUCUCUUUCUGCUUUUGAUACCGGCUUACGCAUUUUACAAAUUUUGGACUGGACUACUUGCACCAUGGAUAUUUGCUCGUACGGACGAAGAAUUUGAGGACGAUAAAAAGAAUAGAAAAAGAGAUAGAAAGCUGCGAAGAACCUAG
Messenger RNA from Enterobius vermicularis (human pinworm), 351 nucleotides. NCBI's taxonomy places the organism in Eukaryota, Metazoa, Nematoda, Chromadorea, Rhabditida, Oxyuridae. The record is from the annotation of a GenBank genome assembly.